CGCAUGCAUGUUUUCCCUCUCGCUGCCUCUGCUAGUUAGUUGUUCCCAUUCUUUGCCAUCCUCCAAAGCGAUACCGUGAGCUCCUCGAUCGAUAUCGCCUUUGACGGCGGCGCGGAGGCGGCGGCGGAGGAGGAGGAGGAGGAGGAGGAGGAGGAGGAGGCGGGAAAGGUGUCGGAUUUACAGGAAGAGCUAGCGGUCGGUGCUUGGGUCAGCGGUGGAGGUGGAUUAGAUGUGGGCGUCGGAGGUGAACCUAGCGACGACGGUGAUUGGUUUCGGGAUGACCGCCGCCUUCAUCGCGUUCUUAUGCACGCGCCUCCUCUGCGGCCGCAUCCGCUCCGCUGACUCCCACUCCGCGCCGUUGGACCUCGAGCUCCGCUUCGAUAUCGACCAGGCGAGGCGAGCGCUAGAGCACAGAAUCAUUGGCUUGGAACCUGUUCUUCUUGCUACCAUUCCGACAGUGAAGUUUAAACGCAAAGACUUUUCUUCCAGAGAAGACAUUCAGUGCUCAAUUUGCUUAGGAGAAUAUGAGGAGAGAGAGAUUCUGCGUGUCAUGCCAUCGUGUCAUCACAAUUUUCACCGUGCUUGUAUCGAUAUAUGGCUGCAAAAACAGAUUACUUGUCCAAUAUGCAGAUUUCCCCUAAAAGAGUCCCUUGAAGUAAAAUAUGUUGCAUCCCAUUUGGUUGAAGAACAAUCAGAGGCCAGUCUUCAUGAGGUUUCUAUCGAUGAUGAUCAGAACAGUCAGUGGUUGCUUCCCAGUGGACAAAGGUCAGAUCGAAAUGAGAAUAACCAGGAGGUCCAUGAAUCUGAAUCUGUGAUUACUGAAGUACCAUAUGGUGAAGCAUGAGCCGAGAGGACAUAGCAGCUACAAACCACAUUUUUUGAAUGCAUUGGCUGCUGAAGAGCAUCUACAAACCCUGCAGGAUGUUUCUUGGACUUCAGAGAUCUGCAGACUUUUAAGACGAAAUCAACUAGGUACGAUGUGCAUUUUGCAGUCCGGAAAGAUGGGAACAUUAACUAGUCUGUGUACAUUCCAUUGAAGUUUUUUACAAUCAUCCUUUCUGAUAUAUAACACACACAUAAGAACAUGCAUCAUUCUCUAGUGAGGAUAUUUAUGCUUACAAAUGUAGAGAACAUGCAUCAUUCAAGUAUAUUGAAGACUGAGUAAACAAGAAGAUGGAAUUGAAAUUUCAGUAAAAUAAAGAGAUUUGAUUAAAUUUUAUA
Molecule: messenger RNA, 1221 nt
Organism: Zingiber officinale
Lineage: Eukaryota; Viridiplantae; Streptophyta; Magnoliopsida; Zingiberales; Zingiberaceae
Product: RING-H2 finger protein ATL7-like
Exons: 3
Coding region: 230-844 (204 amino acids)
Source: RefSeq, a predicted model, not a curated record